Messenger RNA from Fukomys damarensis (Damara mole-rat), 3646 nucleotides. It is a transcript of the gene Rmnd5b, whose product is annotated as required for meiotic nuclear division 5 homolog B. Lineage: Eukaryota; Metazoa; Chordata; Mammalia; Rodentia; Bathyergidae. Gene Ontology annotation, molecular function: ubiquitin protein ligase activity; protein binding. The record is from RefSeq and is a predicted model, not a curated record. The transcript has 10 exons. The coding region runs from base 2446 to 3627 and encodes 393 amino acids. Gene Ontology annotation, biological process: proteasome-mediated ubiquitin-dependent protein catabolic process. Gene Ontology annotation, cellular component: cytoplasm; nucleus; GID complex.
AAGCUCUGUAUCUAUAGGUUUGGCAUUUGUGAAUUCAACUGAUCUUAGGUCAAAACUAUGCAAAAAGCCAAGCCUGGUGGUACAGUCCUGUAAUCAUAGCACUUUUGGAGCCUGAGGUGGGAGGUUCACAAGUUGGAGCCUGGUCUGGGCAACAUAGUAACUGUGCAAGCUCCUGUUUCAAAAAAGAAGAAAGAAAAGAAAAAGGGGGUUGGGCUGGAACGGUAGCUCAGUGCAAAGGCCCUGGAUUCAAUUUUUUGCUCAGUAUUGCAAAAACAAGUACUGUGAGGUAUAGCUUGGUGGUAAAGCACAGCUUAGCAUGCCUGAGGCCCAGGGUUGAUCCCCAGCACCAAAACACACAACACUAAAAAUUGUAUUUAAAUUACAGGAAAGAAGGAUGUGUGCUGGUUUUAUCAAGUACUGUCCAAUUUUUAAGAAAUUGGAAUACUUGUGGAUUUUGGUAUCCAAGGGUUUCCCCCAGCCAAUUCCUCACAGACACCAGGGGAUAAUUGUACAUCCUUUUAUUUGGUGUAUCAUGUUUACCUUGUUUUGUGUGCAUACUUUUUUUUUUUUUGGUCCCUGGCACUUGCGAGGCAGGUGGUGGAACCACUGAGCCAAAUCCCCUGCCACGUGUGUAUACGUUUUUAAUUCACACAGCUGGUGUUCUGCCUUGACUUCAUUUAAUUCCUUGCCAAGACCAUGAUUGGGAUUUCAUUUAUGUUGCUCUGGAUGUAUCUGGAGCCCAGUUUCUAAGUGUGCAUGAACUGCCAUGCAGGCUCCCCACGUCACCUUGGACCUGGAUCCUCUGGUAACAAGGCCGCCAUAUCGUCUCCUCCUUGUCACAACAGACAGGGUGAAAAUCCUGUGUCCAUUCUCUUCCUCUGCCUCUUCAUACAGCCUCAUGGUAUUGCCUGCUGCUCUUAGUUGGUGUCCGACAACCAGACUGUUUGGCCUUGGCGACAUCCUGACCUUCUCAAGCCCUCUUUCUGGUAAAUUGUGACUGUGGUUCCCAGACACUCUUGGCAGACGUUCUCUUGUCCUGCCAUCUUCCCCAGCGAUGGUUCUCACAGGCUGCAUGGUUCGCUUCCUGUCCUUGUCUUCAUUACUGGUUGCUGUACAUUUAUUCCAACCACAAGUAUUUGCUGCUUUCCUGUGCUGGUGCAGCAUUCGCUGGUCUGGCUGGUCCUAAGGGUACCUGAGGCACAGCUCUGAAGGGAAGGAGCCUUGGGGCACCCGCCUGGCUCCUGUUCCCACCCCUCCGCCUCCCGGCUGUGUGACCUUAGGCAGCUUAUUUCACCUUUCUAUGUCUCGUUUUCUCUUUGCAAAGCAGGGCUGAUAGCCAUGCUUACGUUAUAUGUGUUUCUGUGCGAAUUAAGUCAUCAGUUCACGCAAGUGUAGUCACUAGCUGUGCCUGGCACCUAAUGAGCCCUUGUGAAAUGGCAGCUGUUCAUGAGAGCAGAGUCAGGGGUCACUCUGGAUAGCAGCCCCUGUUACGCGGUGCCCAUGGCUGCCCGCCCAGGGUAGAGCAUUUGUUUAGGAGCAGCCGGGCAGAGCACUUUCCGGAAGCCACGAUUACAGAUGUUAGUGUGGUGCUGUCAGCACGAUAAGGAGAGCAAGUGUGGGUCCAUACGGUGGCCCAGGUGCCAAUCCCUGUCACUGCCUUGUCUGGGAGGGAGACAGGGAUUGUAGGGUGAGGCCAGGACUCGCGGGGUUCACUCAUCGUUACUCUGCCUGCACAGAGCAGACAGCAGGCGGCCUGGCUUUGGAGGGAUGGCGAUGCAGCCCUUCCUUUCAGUCCUGUCGAGGGUGGAGAGGAAAACUGGCUGUUCUUGCCGACAGUCUGAGGAUCGUGUGUUCGAUGCCAGCGGCUGCUCGGGGAGGACGCAGGACAGGCGUGAGAAGGGGAUGUCGGAGUGCAGUGGGCAAGGCAGGCACUGGGCAGGCGAGAGUAGAGGGAGCCAGGCCAGGCCGGCCAGAGCCAGCUGUCUGCACCCGUCUGCCCACACAUGGGCAAGGGGAACAGAGGGUGGGCAGGGCCCCAGCAGUGAGUGCUGUGCGCGGAGCCGUGAGAGCGGCGGGCCAGGCCCGGCAGGCCGACGCGGCUGCGCUUCAUUCACCACGCCAUGUUGGCAGCUGCCAGCCAUGCGAGGACUGUGUCCUGGCCACUGUCGCCACAGUACCUGGGAAACCAACCCCAGUAACUGUGAGAGAAUGUACUGAAGCACACGGUAGGACUGCACGCAGUGCGUGGGUUUCUAGUUUGCUGUGUGGCCUGCUGACUAAAAGUGGAGAUGAACAAAAAUCGUAGGGUAAAAAGAGUUGACAACUGUCGUUUUCUCACCAUGGUUCUUACCUGCAUCUUGUCCUGGCCACCUAGCAGGGACCGAUGGGAAGCUGUGGCCGGAUGUUUCGUUAAGCAAGGACCUACCCAGGAGAGGCUGAGGAGCCAUGGAGCAGUGUGCAUGUGUGGAGAGGGAACUGGACAAGGUCCUGCAGAAGUUCCUGACCUACGGGCAGCACUGUGAGCGGAGCUUGGAGGAGCUGCUGCACUAUGUGGGCCAGCUGCGGGCUGAGCUGGCCAGCGCAGCUCUCCAGGGGACCCCUCUGUCAGCCACCCUGUCCCUGGUGAUGUCCCAGUGUUGCCGGAAGAUCAGAGACACCGUCCAGAAACUGGCCUCGGACCACAAGGACAUCCACAGCAGUGUGUCUCGAGUGGGCAAAGCCAUCGACAGAAACUUCGACUCUGAGAUCUGCGGCGUGGUCUCCGAUUCGGUGUGGGACUCUCGGGAGAAGCAGCAGCAGACGCUGCAGACAGCCAUCGUGGAGCACCUGUACCAGCAGGGCAUGCUCAGUGUUGCUGAGGAGUUGUGCCAGGAAUCAACACUGAGUGUGGACUUGGAUUUUAAGCAGCCCUUCCUGGAGCUGAACCGAAUCCUGGAAGCUCUACAUGAACAGGACCUGGGCCCUGCCCUGGAAUGGGCCAUCUCCCACAGGCAGCGCCUGCUGGAGCUCAACAGCUCCCUGGAGUUCAAACUGCACCGCCUGCACUUUAUCCGCCUUCUGGCCGGAGGCCCUGAGAAGCAGCUGGAGGCCCUCAGCUAUGCCCGGCACUUCCAGCCCUUUGCUCGGCUGCACCAGCGGGAGAUCCAGGUGAUGAUGGGCAGUCUGGUGUACCUGCGCCUGGGCCUGGAGAAGUCUCCCUAUGGCCACCUCCUGGACAGCAGCCACUGGGCAGAGAUAUGUGAGACCUUCACCCGGGACGCGUGCUCGCUGCUGGGGCUCUCUGUGGAGUCCCCCCUCAGCGUCAGCUUUGCCUCUGGCUGUGUGGCGCUCCCCGUGCUGAUGAACAUCAAAGCGGUGAUCGAGCAGAGGCAGUGCACCGGCGUCUGGAGCCACAAGGACGAGCUGCCGAUCGAGAUCGAACUAGGCAUGAAGUGCUGGUACCAUUCGGUUUUCGCCUGUCCCAUCCUCCGCCAGCAGACGUCAGAUUCCAACCCUCCCAUCAAGCUCAUCUGCGGCCACGUCAUCUCCAGAGAUGCGCUCAACAAGCUCAUUAACGGAGGAAAGCUGAAGUGUCCCUACUGCCCCAUGGAGCAGAACCCGGCGGAUGGGAAGCGGAUCAUCUUCUGAUUCCCGGAGAGGGACUUUG